Messenger RNA from Symbiodinium natans, 2664 nucleotides. Lineage: Eukaryota; Dinophyceae; Suessiales; Symbiodiniaceae. The record is from the annotation of a GenBank genome assembly.
AUGGCGUGCGCGAGCCAUCCAUCGCUGGCACAGUGCACAAGGGCCAUCUCGAAGUGUGGAGGCCAGCGUUGGCAGGAAGCCUUCCUGCUGUUGAACGACCUCCUCCAAGGAUUGGUGUUGCAAGCCAACGUCAUCACCUUCACCGCGGUAAUUGGGGCAUGCGCUCAAGCCGCCCAGUGGAAGAAGGCUGUCGGCAUCCUUGAUGCCAUUCAUGACCAGUCGUUGCAGCCAAACUUGAUCACGUGCAACUCGUGCAUCAAUGCUUGUGAUCGGGCCAUGAAGUGGGGACCGGUCGUCGACCUCCUCACUACGGUAGCUGCCGUAGCUCAGAAGCCAAACGUUAUCACAUGCAGCUCAGCCAUGAGUGCAUGUGGGAGGUGCCAGGGGUGGAGGCAGGCAUCAGCUUUGCUUCAGCUGGCCAGCUGCGAAGUGGAUGUUGUUCUGUACGGCUCAGCCAUCUCCGCUUUUGCCGCUGUGGAGGAUUGGAGCUGCGCCCUUUUGCUGCUACGACAGAUGCCAACGCAGCGAGUGGGGUCCAAUGUCAUCGUACUAAACGCCGCCUUGACCGCUUGCGAGAAGGCAGGGUGGUCGUGGGCUCUACAGCUGAUGAACGUGCUUCAGGAAGGCUUGAGACCAGAUCUGAUCACCUGCAACGUGUUCAUGGCAGCCUGCGGAUAUGCCUCCCUGUGGCAGCGGCCCAUCGCAAUCUUGAAGGAGAUCAGGACAGAUGCCAUCUCCCACAACUGUGCGAUCAAAGCUUGUGACAUAGUGGCAAAGUGGCCACAUGCACUGGCACUUUUGGCUGGGUUGCCCAAGGAGGUGCUUGCAGAUGCAGUCACGUACAGUGCAACCAUUAGCGCCUGUCAGAAAUCCAGCAAAUGGCAAAGCGUGUUCAGCAUUUUGGACAUCGAGCGUGGGUGGCGGCCAGUAGGGACAACUUGCAACAGCGUGCUUGCUGGCUGCGCGAAUGCAGCCAGAUGGCGAGAAGCCGUGUCCUUCUUCACCGAUAUCGUUUCAGCCCGCCUACAGCCAGAUGUCGUCAGUUACAAUUGCAAGAUCACUGCCUACGAGAACGCCCUCGAGUGGCAGAAGCCUUUGCUACUUCUAUCAGAGAUUUUCGUGAGGAGGCUGCAGCCGACCACGAUAUCUUACAACUCGGUCAUCAGUGCCUGCGAUGGUUUGGGGGAGUGGAUGCAGGCCAUGCGCAUGAUUCGCAGCGCAUCCGGGCAAACGGUGGAGUCAAAUUUGAUCACCUAUAGCGCAGCAAUGAGCACCUUCGCAACGGCCAAGAGGUGGCUAGAAGCCACAUUCCUGCUUGACACAUGUGAGAUGCUGGAUGUCAUCGCAUGCAACGUGUUCUUGAAUGCUUGUGAGAAGGCUGGCCAGUGGAUGCUUUCGCUAGCUUUGCUGUCCGAGCUGCAUGAGGGCGAAAAGGGCUUUCUCUCCGAUUCGAUGGAUGCGGUGUCUUACAAUUCCACCAUCAGUGCCUGUGGCCAGGCAGCACAGUGGGAACAGGCUCUAUUCCUCCUUUCCAAUAUGCUCUCGCAGACCUUACAGCCAAGUUUGAUCACAUAUAACUCGACCUUUGCGGCGCUGGCAUCGGCAGAUUCCGAAUUGCACACAGCUAAGCCGAAAUCUGGCAAGGCUUCCUUGUGGCAGCAAGUGUUGGAGCUCUUGCUUCAGAUUCGUAUCAAUCGUCUGCAUGCCAACAUGCUUACAUGCAAUUCGGCAAUCCGUGUAUGUCACGCAUCGGGCCAGCACCUGUUCACAGUUAGUCUGCUGGGUCAGGUGAGGGCAAGUAUCUGGUUCCAGAAUGUUGAUCAGCAUUACGGUAAAGUAGGCGCUGCAGGAACCGGUGGAGCCGGCAACGGAUAUGGGACUCACAAUGCUUGCAAAGCGCUUGGUUACACGUCACCGCAGGCGGCCUUGAUCAAGCGAACCACUCAACCACUCGCUGCAAAGUACAAGUCGGAGGCACCACGAACACAACAUCGCUACCUUUUCAUUGUUGGCAACGUCGCCAGCUACAAGUCCUUCGUAGAUGUUCUUCACAACGUAAUGGGCAUACAGGACCAGCGGAUCAAGUCUGCCAAGGAGAGACGGGAAGACGGGCUCGAGUUGUACAAGCGAGGCGAUCUAAUUUCAGCGGAUGAAGCCUUUGGCGAAGCCAUCCAGUUCCUCGAGCGACCCGGACGAGGAGAUCGACCGAGGUCUGUGACAGGGGCUGAGCACGAGGAGCAGCUUUUGGCAGACUGCUAUUCCAACCGAGCUCAGUGCAUCCUUGACAUGGCACAGGGUAAAGGUGUUCUUCCAGAUGGAACUGCAUUCGUGUCGCAGUUCGAGGAGGAGGAGCACUUCGAAUAUUUCAAAAGGCAGGCGCUGAAGCAGGCUGAAGAGAGUGCAGAAAAGGCCUGUUUAGUUUGGUGUGACGAUAAAAGCCUGUUCCGACUGGGCGUCGCCCGGAUGUUGACGGCUCAGUUUGCUCGAAUCGAGGCCAUGUGGAUGAUGCCUGAAGACAACAACGAAGUAAUGAAAGAUGCUGGCAGGUGCUUUCUAAAAGCACUGAAAGCCCGACCUUCUGCUGCCAGCCAGCAAAAGCUCGAUGAAGUGAAAAGAUGGCUCGCUGAGCGGAACGUGACGACGCUUUAUCCAGAGUACGUUUGA